AUGAGUUAUCGUGGAAGAGGAAGAGGUGGAGGAUACAAUGGCAACUACCAUCCUGGUAACCAAGGCAGGAACUCAUUUGCAGACCACCAGCAAAACGUCGACUCCUUUGUUGCAGCCAACGCGUACCCCGUUGAAAUAGCGGGAUGGGACGGGGCCAAUAGUCCGUCAGAGUGUAUCAACUUCAUCUCCAGAAAAUGUAGAGUCAUCGUGACCAAUUACAGCGUUGACAAUAACACACGUUUACUCAAAGGGUAUGUCAAGAAUGAAUCUCAAGCAAAUACACUUUUGAAUUGGUCAGGGGUGAAAUUUGCCGGCCAAUCGUUGAGGUUUGCUAAAGGGCCAUCGGCAUUGUCAAAUCAAAUUACGGGGACAAAACCACUGGGCGCUUCCAACAACACAAUAGAGACAAUCACCGAGUUUUUAAAAUCUCGAUAUCAAAUGGAAAAUAAAAUGUUGAAUUUGAGCAAUGUGAAGCAGGACCCCACGUUGAACUCGCUCGGCUUCUUUGGCAGCGUCUCGGUGAGCUCAAAGUUCUUUCCCGCGUUGAUGAAAAUAGCACUGGACUUGAAACUCGAUGUCGCAAGUGUCGAUUUAUCCAGUAACGAGUUGAACGACUUGCAGUCGCUUUCCUCAAUGGCUCAGACGUUUCCCAAAUUGCAAAAUCUUUCUUUGCUGAAUAACCAAUUCUCCAAGAUCAAGGCAUUUGAAACGUGGAGACACAAGUUGAAUUUCUUGCGCGAGCUUAUACUUUUCAACAACCCCUUGGUGCAAACGACAAACCCCGCGGAAAUCCAGCUGAUCAAAUUGGAGUUGAUGAAGUCCUUCCCCAGAUUAGUUGUCUUGAAUGGGGAAGUCUUGAGAAACGAACAAGUGUUGCAUGCCAACUCCACUUUCCCAUUUGAAGCUCCACAACCGAUGUUUUUCCAAGAUGAAGAUGUGCGCGUGCUAUCGACAAACUUUAUCACCAAUUUCUUAAACUUGUGGGACACAAACAGAGCCGGUCUCAUGGUUCUUUAUCAAAACGAAUCGCAAUUCUCGAUGCAGUUGGACUCAUCGCAACCUUUCCUCAUUGACGAAAAUAGCAACAGUUCAAACACAGACUAUGGCAACUACAUUGCCAACUCAAGAAACUUGGCACGUGUCUCAUCGGCCAAGAUGCGAAUGAGCAAAGUGGCUGUGGGCCAAGAACAAAUCUAUAAACAAUUUCAACAACUACCCAGGACCAAGCACGACAUUGUAAACAAACCUGGCGCAUUUAGUAUGGAGUGCUGCAAAUUCCCCACGCUCAACGGGAUAGUUAUCACCAUCCAUGGAUCAUUUGAAGAAACAGCACAACCGGAAAUAUCAGAGACUCAGGAUUCGCACGGAUCGGGCCGCGGCGGACCUCGUUUCCCCUCGCAUAGUCGGCCCAAGAAGGCUGCCUUGGCCAAGAAAUGCUUUGAUCGCACAUUUUUGGUGAUACCGGGCCCCAAUGGAAGCUUGAUUGUUGCAAGCGAUCUCUUGCUUGUCAGACCUUAUUCUGAUGAAAUGCCAUGGAAUCAAACUGCAACUACAGCUCCUGGGUCAGCUCCUAUACCUAACGUACCCGGCGCCAUGCCAAUACAGCCACCUACUUCUGCAGGUGCCGGUGCUCCUGCUCCCGCUCUUAACCCCACUGUGGCUGAUCUUCCCGCCGAACUCAAGACAAGGUUGCAGCCAGUGCAACAGGAAAUACUCGUGAAGAUUGUCUUGGAGACAAAACUCAAUUUAGAUUUUGCCUUGAUGCUUUGCGAGCAGAGUAAUUGGAACUACGAUCAGAGUGUGAUAAACUUUAAAAACUCGGCAAGUUCAUUACCUAGAGACGCAUUCAUAUAA
This is a messenger RNA of Lodderomyces beijingensis, 1854 nucleotides long. The record is from the annotation of a GenBank genome assembly. Lineage: Eukaryota; Fungi; Ascomycota; Pichiomycetes; Serinales; Debaryomycetaceae.